This is a messenger RNA of Gossypium arboreum, 1140 nucleotides long. RefSeq lists its product as uncharacterized. Lineage: Eukaryota; Viridiplantae; Streptophyta; Magnoliopsida; Malvales; Malvaceae. The record is from RefSeq and is a predicted model, not a curated record. Bases 132 to 947 code for a protein of 271 amino acids. The transcript has 7 exons. Gene Ontology annotation, molecular function: metal ion binding.
CAAAGCUGAGUCCAAAACUUGAAUUCAAAUCUGAUCCACUAAAUAAAAAUAGGAUUUGGGUGUCUUGAAACUAGCCCUCAGCCUCGGGUGUUCCAAUCUGUUACCUUUCUGCCUGAGAGGAGGAAAUCUCAAUGAACAAUCGGGAAGCACAAGCUGACCAGACCGGCUCUUAUACUUCAAACCAAGACCCGAAUCCAUGUCCAAUCUGCCUUGCGUCCUUGGUUAAGGAAUCCUAUCUCGAUGCAUGUUUCCAUAAGUUUUGUUUCAACUGUAUUGUACAGUGGAGUAGGGUGGUUGCUAGCAAGAGCUCCGGCCAAUCAGCCUCUAUAAAAUGUCCUUUAUGCAAGACAGACAACUUUUCAAUAAUCAGUGGGUUUGAUGGAACCUGUUUUCAGCGACAUUAUGUAGAUCAAGAUUUUCGGAAUAGAUUUACCUUUUCAAAAGCACACAAGUAUAGAUUACAGUGCUAUUACAGUGAACCAGGUAUCUUAAAUGACAUAUUUGAUGUAUCACGGUUUUGGAAAUCCCGCAAGUAUCGUCAAUCAAAUAGUUGGCUUCAGAGUUGGUUGAAAAGGGAACUUCAAGCUUUAAUGCAGGAGGAAGAUGUUGACAUAGUCGUGCAUCACAUACAUGGUGUAAUUGAAUCAUUCUGGACAAGAAUUGAACACACUCGUGUACUAUUAAAGAAAUCUGCUGAAGCAUAUUGGCAAGACAACUUCAGGAUUGCCAUCACUGAAGCAGCAAAGCCUUUUCUAUUAGCAAGAACAGAUCGGUUUGUGAACGAGCUGGAGUUAUUUCUUGCUUCAGGAUUGAACAUUGAAGCCUACGAUGCAGUGUACAUGCAACGCUUGGGUUGGAACACUUCAGGUUCCAUUACCACUAAGCCUGUACAACAAGUAGUUCCAUUCUUGCAUAUCUUUGAUGUUGGCUCUGAUCAAGAUGAAUGAAAAUUUCCAUUCCCGAUGUAUUCUGAUUUUCUAAUCCUAUUAUGUUUCCUUUGAUGAUGUGCGACCACAACUUUAACCCACAAUGCAUAGCCUUUCUAUUUCAUUUCUUCAUCAUAAACAUGGAACAAUUGGAACCUCCAACUGAAAAUAGUUUAUUUUUUUUAAAUAUACGAACAAUAACUGUUCAACUGCA